AUGCAAACUCUCGAAGAAGCUGAACUUUGUUUUCCACAGCUACUCAAUGCAUCCUGCAGGAAGACCGUGCGUCCUCGCUCAGUGUCCAUGCUCAUAUACGUUACUCUCUCCUCCACCUCUCUGCUCACUGUGACCCUCAAUAUGCUGGUUAUCAUCUCCAUCUCACACUUCAAGAAGCUCCACAGCCCCACCAACUUCCUCCUCCUCUCUCUGGCGGUCUCAGAUUGCAUGGUGGGCUUCCUCAUCUCCUUUCAGAUCAUGCUCAUCGACGGCUGCUGGUACCUCGGAGACCACAUGUGCGCCCUGUACAUUGUUCUGGACUACGCUAUUACCUCGGCCUCAAUAGGAACCAUGGUUCUUAUUUCAGUUGACCGCUACGUGGCCGUUUGUUACCCUCUUUAUUACCUGACAAGAGUCACUGCAGAAACAGCAAAGGUGUGUGUUCUAAUUUGUUGGAUAUUUGUGUUUUUCUGUCACAGCCUUCUGCUGGAGAACAACCUGCAGACACCAGGCAGGUAUAACUCCUGCUCCGGGGAGUGUGUGCUUGUUGUUAGUUACAUCGGAGGAGUAUUUGAUCUGUUUUUGUCAUUUAUUGGUCCUGUCACUGUCAUCAUAGUUCUGUAUCUGAGAGUGUUUGUUGUGGCUGUGUCUCAGGCUCGUGCCAUGCACGCUCGUGCCAUGCACGCUCGUGUUGCAGCCGUCACUCUUCAGGGCUCAGUGAGGGAAACAGCUAAAUCUGAACUGAAGGCAGCUCUGGUUCUCGGGGUUGUUGUGGUUGUGUUUCUUCUGUGCACAUGUCCAUAUUUCUGUGUAACACUGAGCGUUCAGGACGAUGAGGUCAGCGCUUCGUCUGUGACAUUCCUUCUGUUUUAUUUGAACUCCACUCUGAACCCGCUGAUUUAUGCACUGUUUUACCCCUGGUUCAGGAAAUCUCUUAAACUAAUUCUAACUCUUCAGAUCCUGAAGCCUGGCUCCUGUGACACCAACAUGUCGUGA
Molecule: messenger RNA, 996 nt
Organism: Nematolebias whitei (Rio pearlfish)
Lineage: Eukaryota; Metazoa; Chordata; Actinopteri; Cyprinodontiformes; Rivulidae
Product: trace amine-associated receptor 13c-like
Exons: 2
Coding region: 1-996 (331 amino acids)
Biological process (GO): G protein-coupled receptor signaling pathway
Cellular component (GO): membrane
Molecular function (GO): trace-amine receptor activity
Source: RefSeq, a predicted model, not a curated record